Messenger RNA from Strongylocentrotus purpuratus (purple sea urchin), 9615 nucleotides. RefSeq lists its product as uncharacterized. The transcript is spliced from 11 exons. NCBI's taxonomy places the organism in Eukaryota, Metazoa, Echinodermata, Echinoidea, Camarodonta, Strongylocentrotidae. The record is from RefSeq and is a predicted model, not a curated record. The coding region runs from base 19 to 4491 and encodes 1490 amino acids.
GUGCUAAAUUUGGACAAAAUGAGUAAAUUCUCGGGAGUCGGUAGGGGGCUGUUUAUGCAGCCCAACUCUACUGAUCCUGAAGUCGGGAGAGCUUCAUCACCUACAAACAAGGACCUGUUGUCCCCAGGUCCACCAAAACUUGUCUCGUAUGAAGAAGAUGAUGAUGCUACUGGGGAGGACAAGGACAGUUCUGAACAUUUUGCUUUGCCUGAGGAAUCUACGGAAGACAGCUGUGCAGGAGAUGGGGUUACAGAGGAAGCAGCUAAAGAGCUUCCGCAAAGUUCAGAAUGUGAACCUCCUCCAGACCAGAACUCAAAUAUGAUAGAUGAUGCUGUUGAAUCCAGAGAACCUGAAGUAGCAGACAAACCGGAAGCACAUGUAGUAGACAAACCAGAAGAUGCUCAAGCACCCCCAUUGGAAGACCACACCAGUACCAGUGUGGAUAAUGAUAUCUGCGAGAGUGAACCUUCUGCUUCGCCAAAUCAGGACAAAGCUCCAGAAUGUGAUGAGAAUGUCCCUUCUGCUGUAGUGCCUCUCCUGGAAACAAAUGAAUCUAUGAUUGCAGAUGCUGAUGCUACUGAGGAGAAGGCAGAGGAUGACAAUGGUAGUAACAUUGAGGGAACAAACGAGUCACCAGAUGAUCCAGCUCGGGUCACGAGUAUUGAAGGAGAGACAGCCGAGCCAAAGUCUGAUGAAGAUGCAAAAGACAAUGAGAACGAGUCAGCCACAAUUGAAAGUGAAUCUACUGAGACAAAAGCUAGUGCUGAGAUGCCUGAGAAACCAAAAAUCCAGAUUGCAGCAAACUUAAACUCAGGAUCUCCCACGACGAUGAGUCCGACUACCAGCCCAGACAUCCCCCUUCUCCCUUCUCCGAUGAAGGUACCCGGCGCUGGUAUCCUGGGGCCAGCUCCAAAUGCCCCUCUUCUGCCUAGGGGCCCUCCUUCCAUGUUUCCCAAGGCCCUCCCCAUCUCCAUCCCGCCACCCCCAAUGGACUUUCGGCUACCCCCGCCAAAAGUUGUGCCAAAGACGAAAGAGGAGCUGCUGCAAAUGCUGACUGAGCAGGUUGGGAUUAUCCAGCCACCCGAUGAGAAAGGGUCCACGGAUCAGGGGCGAGGAAAGACAGCCUCAUCAGAUGAUCAAAACCCCAAGCAACAACCAAAGAAACAACAGUAUCCUCAGAGGCAGCAGCAACAGCAGCAGCAGCAGCCAGGCCAACAAUGGCAGAACUCUGGUAGAGAUAACAACUGGAGACAGAAGACAGAUCCUAAUAUGAGGAUGCCACAACAAGGCAUGCCAAACAUGCAAAACAGACAACCUAAUACUACAGGAAAGAAACCCAGCCCACAAGGUGGAACAAAGUCAGGCUUUUCUAACCUAACCAAAGAUGAGCUGGAGAAAGAGUACCAGUGGCAAAAGUUCAGUGUGGAGAGGAAAAUAAAAAAGAGUCUGAAAUCGAUGAAGACGAGUUCUGAUGAGGAGGUUAUAAAGGAACUGCUUACCAUCAUUAAAUAUAAUCCGUCCAAACUGGCCAACUUUCCGUGGCCCAAGGAACAGUAUGUUGUCUUGGAGAAGCUAAUAGAACAUGCCAUUUUGAACGUAGACAAUGAGGAAUCACUUCAGAAGAGGGUUGCUACAAUCAUCAAUUCAUUGCAAGAUAUGCAUCCACAAGGAUUCAAGGAAGAUCUGAAGAAUGCCAUACUGCAUGAGCAAGGAGAGUAUAUUCAGGGAAGUAGCAGUGAGUUUAGGAGAAAUCAAGCCAGGUCAGCGGGUCAUUUCUUAGGGGAGCUCUACAACCUCUCCAGGGCGUCGAGCACAGAGUUCAAAGCCUCUGUCCAGUCUGUAGUUGCCCUCACCCUCAAAGAUUGGAUCAAGGCCCCAAAUGUGGCGGCCAUCAGUGAAGAUAGCAAACUUCUUCUGGAGGUAUACGCUCAGUGCUUGGAGGAGUUUUUGGUCCUGAACCUGAGGGAUAAUGAUGAGCACCUCAAGAAACAGGUCGUAACGUUGCUGAAGGAAGAGAUUCUUAGUACUACAAGACCAAUUGAAGCCAAGACUCUCCUGCUUGAUACACUGUUCAAGCUUGCCUGCCAUAGUUGUACUUCAAGGGUACCAGCUGAAGCUCAGAAGAAUCAACAGGGCCUAGACAAUAGAGAAACCAAGAUAUAUUCUGGUUCAUCAGAGCCCUCUCCUGGUAAAACAAUGUCUUAUAAUCCUCAACAACCAAAGACACAACCUAUAACCCCACAGAAACCAAACAAUCAACACGAUGUUAAACAGUCUCCACAGCAGCAUCAACAAAGGAAACAGCAGCAACAUCCACCAUUGUCAGGGUCAAAGUUCACGUCUCCCCCGCCGUCAGGGUUGUCACAGGUUCAAGGGAGGUUCCAACCUGGGCAACAUCCGAUGAACUUCCCGCAGGGCGGUCCUGUAAACAUGAGUACCCCACCUCCGAACAUGAAUGCUCCACCUCCAACCAUGAGUCAAUCAGGACAUAAUAUACCUCGGUGGCCAGCUGCAUCUCAGGGUCCUCCUCCAAUGCCAAGCUCGAUUCCAGCUGCAUCCACGAGUACGGGAGUGGUUCUUCUGAAUCAAUUGCAGCAGCAGAUACAACAGCAGCAGCAACUAGGGUAUAUGAACCAGAGUAUACCUGCAUCGAUGCAGACACCUCAGGGACCUGUUCCUAUCCCUCAGGCUCAGAUUCCCCAAGGUGGGAGCCAGAGACAUUCACAUGGUCUUGGUGCUUCUAUCCAGAUGCUUCAGCAAGGUGCAUUUCCAGACCCCCAAGGUAUGCCUUCUCAACAAGUUCUAGGGAACAUGGUUCCUCAAGCACCUAGUAUUCCUCCAUCACAAGCCUCCGGUAUGUCCUCUAUGAUGCAAUCUAAUAGCCAAACAAAUCCUCAUAUAAUGUCAGGUGUGCCUGGACAGCAGAUGAUGCAGUCUGGUAAUGUCCAAAUGAUGCAGUACAGCUCAGCCGGAACCACUCCAGGACACCCUGUCCAAAGUUCUUCUCAAUUCCUUCGCAACCUACCAAUGUCUGUAGCACCGCAGAUGAGUACCUCUAUGAACUAUCAGCAGCAGGAAGAUUUUGCCAACCAAAUGGGACAAAUGAUGUUAUCGGGUUCUGAUCCCUGGCAUCAAUCAGGGGUAGGGGUUACCCAGGCUGUAACAGCACCCAUUUUUUCAACAGCUCAAGGCAUGAACCCUUCUGGACAAAGGCAAGAGAUGCUGUCUGCUCCACCAGGCAACCCUGAGGUACAGUCAUCCCAAGAAGAUAUGUCAGGUCAGCCGUCUUUCGCCCAAUCUGCAGCGAGUGGAAGAUUUGUCCAGAAUAGAAUACCUGAAGCAGCACCUAAGCAAAGUUUCCAAAACAGCGAUGAUGCAAUGCAUGGUGUUAGCCAGUGGGGUGUGUCUCCUCAAGGUUCUGCCUGGCCUGACAAACUUCCAGACUCCAACCAAUUACCCACCACGUCUCCUCCAUCCUUUACCUCGCAAAAUCAGAACCCUAAUCAGUGGUCUGCUGAUGGUCGCAACGUAAAGUCACCGGAAGCAGUGAGUGACACACCUUCUCAAGAGCCUUCAGCUUCAGGGUGGGGAGAUGCUAACCAAGGACCGCAAGAAUCAUCCCAACAAAGGUUAGGAACGGAUGGAUGGGGAUCUUCUAAUCCAAGUCCAGGUGUGGGUAACUGGGGUGCAGAACCUCAGCCAACUGAUAGUUGGAAUGGCCAUGCAACAUCCUUUCCUGGACAUCAGACAGGCGCAGUGCAACACAAUUCUGCAGAGCAUCCAGACAUGGGUCCUCGAGGCUUCCAGAAUCAACCAAGAAUGCCAAAUCAAGCAAAUGCUGUAAAGGCUCCCCCAAAAGACAAAUAUGUAUUUGAAGAGAGUGCUAGUUCUGUGAGUGGAUACCAGAGGCCAAAUGUGUACACUCUCCCUUCAAAGCACAAAGAAGGUUCUCCUGCAGCAGAGGGCGUAUCCUACAAUGCCAUGUCAGAACUUGGAAGCUACGGUAUCGGUCCUGGCAACAGCUAUGAAACCUCGUCAUAUGGAGGUGCAUACACGGCCAUAAGGGACGGAGGAGGCUAUGGAGAUUCUUUUCCGCCAGAAGGUCAGAAAGUGGGAAACUUUGUCUUGCUACCUGAGAACACACCACCCCAGAACUCUGCCUCCCCUGACCACUUUGAAAUCAGUGCCAUCAGAGAUUGCUUCAUGGAUGAGGAGGAGAUCUCGAGUUACGAAAUGAACGCUUAUCAGAAUCAGAUGAGGUUUCGGCAGCAGCAUGGCCAGCCUAACUGGUCGCAGUUUGAGACGCAGAAGGAGAAGCAUGUCCCCAGUGCCUUACAUGGAAGGUCCCCGAGGGAUACCAGCCAAAGAGGUCAUGGGAGGGGAAGCCUCCUUGUAACCAAUCCCUGUACAGCCAUGCCUCCGUUCCCUCCUGCCCACCCACCAGGCAGCAGGCAACCACCAAUCAAGCAGAAAUACCAACCAAGGAACUAACUCUGCAGUUACUCUCCAAAAACAUUUUUAGUUAGUGUUCUUUUGCAGCUGCUUGACUCCUCCUCGCUAUACCAAUAUUCUGUUCCUCUAUUAUUUGUAAGUAUCAUGUGCUCUUCAGAAAAGGUGUUCCGAUAGUGAGGAGAAUGGAGCAUGAUCUGUAACUGUCGUUUCCAUGGAGAAAAUGUGUGCCUUUGUGGAUGACAAUAUGUGGCCAUGAGAGCUACAUGUGUCAUUGGGUAUUGGAUGCUUUAAACUCAGAGGAAAAUCAUUGAAAUGUUUGGAAAUCAUUUUAUAUUGAGUGAAUGCAGUAAGUAGUUCAUCAUUAGAGAUGAAAUUUAGGUACAUGAUUUUAAGAAUGAUAUAAUGGUAUAACAUUUGGUGGACCAGAAGUUAAAAUCAAGGUCAGCCAAUUCUAACUUGAUGUCGAAAAGGGUAACAAAUGCAUAUUUCUUCCUCAAGCUGUGAUUUGGCUUCUUUUUUUUCUUCUUUAUUUUUUGAGUGUGAUGUGGUUGCCAUAGUUUUGUAGGGUGUAGUAGUAGUAAUAGGAGUUGCCUAUCAAAGGAAAUUUGAUCAUGUUAGGCUGUGUAAACAAAAAAUUGCCAAAUAUGUACUCUAUCACAUCAUAUUCAAUACACGUAGUGAAAAAUGCCAAUGUGAGCUGCAUAGAACUUUCAUAUUCAUAGUCAGCACAUGGUCACCUGCAGUUUGACCUUCCUAUAAACCAAAUGGGAUGUUGAUUUACCCAUGAUGACAUAAGUGAAAGAGCUAUAGGGGUUGCCAAUUUGAGCUAUUGUAUUAAUGUCAUGCCAUCUGUGGUUUCAGGUCCUAGCCCAAUGGGAUAUUGGUGUACCCUCGGGAUCACAGACAAUAAUAGGAGUUGCCAAUUUGAGGUUAAUAUGAUCAUUCACAUUCGUCAUCCACAUGACUAUGGUUUGACCUUCCUCGCUGAACAAGGAGAAAUAAGUGAAGGCCUUAGUUCACUGGGGAAAGUUUUGAUUUAUUUAUCUUGCUAUUUAGGGCUUAUCGUUGAACAAAUAAACUUGGUGCUGACGGAAAUAUGCCUCAUGCUGUUCAGGGAUAUUAGAUUACAUGGGAAUAAUUAGCUGCUGUCAACUAGUGCUGGAGAAAACUUGAAACUCGAUCCUGUAAUGGUGAUGUUGCAAACCAUCUUGGAAAGUCCUUAUUGGCAAAGAACGUACAAAUCUCAGGUAUUAAAGAUUUUUUGAAAGAAGGCAGUCUCACCUAGAGAGAAGUUUUAUGUUGACUCUCUGACGCAAGAUGCAGCUAUCCGUAUCAGUAAUACUGAAGGUUGAUAAAGAAUGAUCAAGGAAGUUAACAAUCCAACUUUCAAUUCCUUUCCAAGUUCCAUAAAUUGCUGUACAGGGUUAGAUCUUUGUUUCCUGAAUUCCCAGGCUUUCGGUAAUGGUAAUUAGGUCGCUAUAGUCAUCAAUGGAAUUAUAGAUAGGAGAAAUGCAUAGGAGAAAGGUGAUAUCUUUAAAGUUGUUUGGGUAUCCAGAGGUCAUCACUGUGAUGUUUCUCCAAAGAGUGGUCAGAAUGGAAAUAGCUACCUAUUAGUGCAGAAGUUACCGAGAGGUAGUAGAAAAGACUCGGUGUAGUCAGCUGGUAAGCUGGAAAAACUACAAGUAUGUUAUCUUGUGCCUAGUUUAGGUACAGGAAAGUUGACAAAAGUUUCCUGUCUGAAGACAGCAUCAGGUUGUUGCUGUAGCCUGAGUCAGAAGUUUUUAAGGUCUUGCAGUUUAUCUUUCGUUUGAUUUAAGUUCUGUACAUCCACAAUCCAGAGAAACUUUCUUAUAAUAUAUUACUACAAUGAGAGAUGUAAUGCGUUUCCACAACGACCCAGCGAACCAUUACAACAUUCCAAUAACUAUAUAAAUAAAUGUAUUUUCAAAGAUUCCUAACAAAAACUCGUCAUUACAGAUACAUACAACAUGAACCCUUCCUUGAUUGUGACUAUCUGUGUGAUGUUUACCAUUCGUGCAUAGAACUAUCGCAAACGUCCAGAUUCCAUAGAUACAAUUGAAUCGUUUGGUUGCAAGAUGAGAUGUUUUGAGGCGAAAGAUGACGAAUGCUCUGUCCGCUGUCUUUGAAAGAGAAAACUCCAUGACUGACCUUGAUUUCCUCUCAUUGACAUCCAUGAUAAAUGUGAUGAUCAUUAGCACAAUAUUUCCAUAAUUAGAUGGUAUACCCGAAUGAUGACCCAUAUGCCUUGAAUCGCAUACAAGCACUCUGUAAGAAUGAUUGACUCGUGCAGCUAACGAGGAGGAUGGCCUUGUAUGCACUAAUGGCUUGGGAUGAUGAGAGUUGGUGGGUUAUACCAGGUACUUUAAUUGCAGUGUUAUGUCAAAUGGUUAAUGAUCGUUGAUUGUCAUUCACAUAGAGAGCUUCAUGGCUGUAGAUGGAGGGUAAAAUGUCUGGGUAGAGGUGAUGGUGCAUAAUUUGAAAAGUGUUCACUUAGAUUUGAGAAUUGUUUGGAGUGCAGCUCAAAUUCUUUGUAAGAUCGAAACCCAUCUUGACCUUUCCAUCAACAUGUCUUGCUAGGCUAGUAUAGUGGCAUUACUUCUGUGAUGGAGCUGUUGCCAUGAUGGUUAAUUCCUGGAAAGGAGGUCAUCUCCUGGGGUUCUGGGGUGCUUUUCCUAAUUGUUCUUCAUGCAUAGAGGGUGAUUUUGAUUGCCAUUCAGUCAACAGGGGUGAAGUGUCAUGUCUGCAUAAACUAGGGGCCCAUUUUCAGUGGUGUUCAAGAGUUUUGUUGGGAUGUUAUCAAGAGGGGUGCUUUUGCUCUCCCUCUGCUCCUCCCCAACUCCCACCAUGUCCAACUAGCACAGCUCUCUUUGCCACACAAUGAAUUCAUGGAAAGGAGGUCAUUUCCUGGGGUUCUGGGGUGAUAUUCCUACUGGUUCUUGAUGCAUGAAUGGUGAUUUUGAUUGCCUUUCAGUCAACAAGGGUGAAGCAUGUCCGCAGAAACUAGUGGCCCAUUUUCAUUGGUGUUCAAGAGGUUUGUUAGAAUGUUAUCAAGAGGAGUGCUUCUGCUCUCCCUUUGCUCCUCCACAGCUUUCACCAUGUCCAACUAGCACAGCUCUCUUUGCCACCCAAACCCAACUCAUAACCUAGGAUGUGUGAUCUGUAAUUAUAGAGGAUUGUCAGGAUUCUCCUAGGGUUACCCUUUGGUCUCUUGCUCUUCCACCAGAGUAUGUGGUACAAGUAAUGUAGCCUCUGCAGUAAGCCACCAAGUGCCAUCUUGGAGGGUUUGUGUGCCGAGGAUAUUUGUAGUGCUGUUGCAAUCAUAGUGGAAGCUCGCUGCUUGAACUCAUAAGAUGGUAGUAGUUUAAAGCUGUCUAUUAGUGGCUGUAAGGAGGAAUCGUACUGACUUACAUGGAGGGUCUAGUAUGGAAUAAAGCUGUAACUGUAAUCCCUCUCUGAUCACAAAGAAGAUCCAACAGAUUAGGAUUUUAAAAACAUGGGGUGUCGUAGCACAUGGAUGGUGAAAGCUCGCUACUUGAAUUUAUAAGAUGGCAGUAUUGUAAAGCUACCUAUAAGUGACUGUACAGAGGAAUCGUACUGACUUACAUUGAGGGUAAAGUAUGGAAUAAAGCUGUUACUGUAAUCCCUCUCUGUGCUGUCAGUGUUGAAGGUCAAACAGAUUUUGUCAGGCUGUCUUACUGUAGUUGGUAUUGGGGAAGUUCUCUCCUACGAUUUAUUACAGAACUUGAAGGAGGGGCAAGUGGGCAGUUUGCCCCUCCAGACAGAUUUGUAACCAAGAAAAAGAAAUGCACACACGCUAGUAGUAAGCAGGUUAGAAAUCAUUGUAAGUCAAUCAACGCACAAACUGCACAUGUAGACAUAUUUUCAAGAAUCACCAUUUCUUCCUCAAAUAAGUCAUUUUGGGUGAUGCCCCCUCCCCCCACCUCCUGCAACACAUUCCAGGGCCAUCUUUACUAAAAGUUUAUGGAGCACAGCAAGUCAAUUAUGCUUUGCCCCUCCUGUGGCCAAAGCCUGGACACAGCACUGAUAAGCUCUCAAGGGUCAGGUCAGGUCAGGUCAUGGAGUUCCCAUUAGUUCACUUCUACAUACAAUCACUAUAGGAGGAAACUGUUUUGGUGCUCCAUGUUUUUGUCCUAGGAACAAGUGCAUCUGAUCUUCCAGUGAUUGAAUAGUGCUAGAGCUCCCUCAUAGUUCAAGAUUAUGUAGGAAUGAUAUUUCCUGCUUCACUUUAUGAAUGGAUAGAUAGUCUUGGGCUCAUGUCAAGAUCUUGAGUGCAUACAUCUUCAGGAAAUCCUUCUACUUCAUAUAAUAAGGCUAUCUUUUAAAGAUGAUUUAGAUUUCUGGGACAUGUCAUGAUGCAAAAAAUCUUUUUUUUAAAAAUAUAAAUCAUCCAAAUUUGCAAUGAAUGUUACAAAGCUCACAGGAACGAUGCGUAAAAAGUAACUAAGGCUGUGUAAUAUGCAAAUUGAUUUGAGAGCAUCCCCAAUGAUACUGAAUUUUAAAAAAAGACCUUGCACCACACAUGAACAUUUGUGUUAGUCUGACAUAACCCCAUAAUCAUUUUGAAUUUUAGUUUCUAAAUAAUCAAUUAAAAAAAAAAUUUUAAAUAAUUUUUUGAAUACUGUUUGUGUUUAAAUGAAAUGCGGUUUCAUUACUAGAAUCAGUGUUACCUUUAAACCUGUGAGUCAAUAGCUUUGGCUUAUAGUACCUGUAAACAAACUUGACAUUGCCCACACUGUGUCAAUGUCUCCUGAGGCACUAGCCCUGGGGUUGCUCAGAAACGCCCCUCCCCAACCCCCGAACGACCUCAAUAAAUCCCCACCAAACCACCACCACAUCCUAGGCCUACCACUUUCCAUUAUGUUCAUUUUCCUGCCUUUCCUAGUGUGGGCGUUCAUGUGAAUCUUGAUUUACGAUUAGUGGUAGAGUAAGGUUUCCUUUGGUUAUGUUGCUAAAUCUUAAUUUCAAGGGUCAGAGGUCGAAGGCUCCCAUGUUGGUAAAGGCAUUGAGUCUGAAUAAUGUGCUAUAGCAUUCAAAAGAUUAACCACAUGACCCAGGUCGUAUGCUCCCAUGUUGGUAAAGGCAUUGAGCAUGAAUAAUGUGCCAUAGCAUUCAAAAGAUCAA